AUGGCCAUGUCCAACAUGACCGUCGUCGACAUCCACACCCACAUGUACCCGCCUACCUACAUCAACAUCCUCGAGUCGCGCCAAACCAUUCCUCUGGUCCGCACUUUUCCCCAGGCUCCCGACCCGCGCCUCAUCCUGCUCCAGUCGGAACCUCCCGGCCGCCCGCUCACGUCGCACUACACCUCGCUCGAUCAGAAGAUGCACUUCAUGGACACGCACCACAUUGACAUUUCCGUCGUGUCCCUCGCCAAUCCGUGGCUGGACUUUGUCGACGCCUCCGUGUCCGGGGGUGUUGGAGAAUCCAUCAACAACGAGUUUUCCGACAUGUGCGGUCGCCAUCCGGGUCGCCUCUUCUUCUUUGGCGCUCUUCCUCUGACGGCGCCCCUCGAGACGAUUCGGUCGUCCAUUGACCAUCUCAAGAAUCUUAAGUACUGCCGGGGCGUCAUCCUGGGAACGUCGGGCCUCGGGAAAGGGCUCGAUGACCCAAAACUGCUCCCCAUAUUCGAGGCGCUCGCCGAGGCUCGACUCACCAUCUUUCUGCACCCUCACUAUGGCCUGCCUAACGACGUUUGGGGUCCCCGCGCCGAAGAAUACGGCCACGUGCUCCCCCUCGCAUUGGGCUUCCCGAUGGAAACCACCAUUGCCGUGACUCGAAUGUACCUUGCCGACGUCUUCAACAAGGUCCGCGAUUUGCGCAUGAUUCUCGCUCACAGCGGCGGCACGCUACCCUUCCUCGCCGGCCGGAUCGAGAGCUGCAUCAUCCAUGACGGACAGCUGGUGCGCGAGGGCAAGGUGGCCAAAGACCGUCGCUCCAUCUGGGACGUCUUGAAGGAACAGGUCUAUCUCGAUGCCGUCGUUUAUUCCGAGGUCGGUCUCGGGGCGGCCAUCGACGCCAGCGGGAGCGAUAGGCUCUUGUUCGGCACAGAUCACCCCUUCUUUCCGCCUCUUACAACGGAUGAGCAGGGCGAAUGGGAGAGUGUCAGUAUGAACGCGGACGCGGUGGCCCGGGCGGUUGGGGAGGGCUCAGCAAAGGCCAAGGGCAUCAUGGGAGAAAACGCCAUAAGAAUCUUGAGACUUGGCGAAAAGGCGUAA
Molecule: messenger RNA, 1092 nt
Organism: Hirsutella rhossiliensis
Lineage: Eukaryota; Fungi; Ascomycota; Sordariomycetes; Hypocreales; Ophiocordycipitaceae
Product: amidohydrolase domain-containing protein
Exons: 2
Coding region: 1-1092 (363 amino acids)
Biological process (GO): secondary metabolic process
Cellular component (GO): cytoplasm; cytosol
Molecular function (GO): carboxy-lyase activity; hydrolase activity
Source: RefSeq, a predicted model, not a curated record